Caenorhabditis sp. 36 PRJEB53466 is the source of this 1976-nucleotide messenger RNA. The record is from the annotation of a GenBank genome assembly. Lineage: Eukaryota; Metazoa; Nematoda; Chromadorea; Rhabditida; Rhabditidae.
AUGGACAUCCCACAGAAAGAGAAUCAAGAAGACUUCGAAGAUGGAGAACUUCCGGAAGACGGAGAGAUCUGUGACGACGAAGACGACGGUGAGCAUCGGUCCGGCUGGAAUUCCCUCCAGACGCCAGCACUUUCAGUAGCCAAACCAGCGCCGUCGAAACCGAUGGAUCAGCCAGCACCAGCGCCAGAACAUCAGAAGCAGCAGCCAGCGGCAGGAGUGAACGGACCGGCGGGGAGAGAUUCGAAAGAAAAGGGAGACAGGAAUAGACGGUUCGAGCGCAACAGCCCGCCGAAGAGGGACCCGGAUCCGUUCGGACCUCACAGCGAUGCGCCGGAAGGCAAUGGUGAAUUGAACAGAAACGGGGACAAGGCGGAUUACGGUAGACUAUUUUCAGACUAUUUCGGAGCCAAUGGAGGCGACAAGGAUUACCGCGGAGUGGGUGGACCUGCUGGGGCAGAAGAAGAGCCGUUCAGUGAUACGGAUUACCGAGUGAACAGAAGAAGACGUCAUUCUCCGCUCAACGACGAUGGAGACUACGACGGACGCUCGAAAAGAUCGUUCUUCGGACGUGGAGCAUUCCGCGGAGGAGCUGGAGGAGGAUUCAGGAACGGACCAAAGCCACGGUUUCAGACGGAACAUCAGAUAUGCAAGUUCUUCCGAGAGGGCUACUGCAGAGACGGCGACAAUUGCUCGUAUUCCCAUCAGGCAGAAGACUCACUCCGACGGCCCGUUCUUUGCAAUUUCUACGCCAACAGCUACUGCAAAAAGGUUCGUUCUCGUUCCGUUCGGUUCCGUUUAACCAGAUUAAUGUCUUCAGGGUCUUCAAUGUCUUAUGCUCCACGGAGAAUUCCCGUGCAAGGACUUCCACAAAGGGCACUGCAAUCAUGAUCAGUGUCGCUUCUCGCACGUCCCGCUCACCGAGUACACUCGUCCGAUAGUGGAUAAGCUGUUGGCGAUCGAUGAGGAGCGUCAGUCUCAUCAGCCGGCCACGUACCGACAGAAUCCGGUGGCGAACGCUGCCGCAGCUGCUGCUGCCGCCAACGUGUCGAGACGAAGAGUUCUUCUUCCUGGUGGUAAGCGUGAUUUCUUAAGGAGCACUUCCCAAAUCAGUGAUAGUUCCAGGCCCGAAUGGCAAUCAAUCGUCUCCCCCACACGCUCCAGUCAUACAUGCUCCAGUCCCUCAACCAGCGCACCACUCCGGAGGACAAUUGCCUCCACCGGCUGUAGUUGUGCCCAUUAGGAAUAGCCUUCCUCCGAUGUACCCACCUGUCGGAUCUGCAGGAUAUUUCAAUACGGGACCACGACCGGAGCAAGUGCAGGGACUUCCACCACCACGGACCAUCGAGCCGCCUCGUCUGAGCACUCACGCACCCAUUCCACACCAGCAGCCGAUGCGUCCGAUGCAUCCGCACGGACAUCAGAUGCCACAUCACCAUCUUCAGCAGCCGGGACUUCCACCGCCGCAGCAAGUGAUACCUGAGCGAAGAGCUCCGUCGCCACCUACAUUCAAUCUGGAGGUUUGUGAAAGAAAUAAGGCAGAACAAGGUUCUUAAUUCAAUUAAUUCCAGGCGAUGCUGAAUAAACUGGCGAAUGGAGACAAGACGUCAGACAGACAGAAAGAUAGUUCGAAGCUGGUCGAUGAUUCUCCAGCAUCUCCUCCGCCUUUCCCGAUGUUACGCAAUCAAGGUUCGAGAGUCACCAUGAUUCCCCAGGACACUCCUGUCACGUGGGCGUUGAUCCGUGUUCCGAAGCGCCUUCCGUAUUCCAACGUGGAGAACGUCGACAAGAUACCAGCCAACGAUCCACGAAAAGCGAGGGCCAUCGCGAAGCAGUUCGACGCCUUCUCCUCAUUCCUCGGCUCCGGUGGCAGCGGUGUCUCGGAUCCUCGUCUGCGUGCUCAGAGGGAGAAAGCCGUGGAGUCGGUGCGGCCGCAGAAUACGAUGCCUUUCUCGUCUUGGAUGCCGCAGAUAUCGUAA